AUGUCCUCCCGUGCGAUUCGCAAGCUGCAAAAGCUGCGUGAACAAGAGUUCAAGCAAGCGGAACAAGAGCCCCAAGAUUCUAGCGAAGAUGACGAGCCAGUAUCGAGACCAUCAAAACCGAAGCUAAAUGCAUUUGAUCUUUUGAAUGCAACAAACGACGAGGAGGAGGAGGAUGACAAUGACGAACAGCAGUCAGAGAGCGAGGUGGCCGCCCCGGUAGUUCCAUCGACACAGGAAGUAACGCCUUCAGCAACGACGGACUCUGGAAAGAAAAAAAAGAAGAAAGGGAAAAACAAGAAGAAGAAAAAUGCGGCGAAGCAAGAACCUACAGAAGAGGAAUCCAACGACAAGGAUCUGGACGAUAUUGACCGAGUAUUGAAGGAGUUGGCUGUACAGUCGAAAGGAGAAACCACGGUCGAAACACCCGAGCGUACCCUUGAUGAUUCUUUCCCGAGGAUACCAGAGGACUUUCUGCACAUUGAUUCUAAGUCGCUAAAUGCGACGAAUGAGAUGCGAAAGUUAUUUGGCAAUGUUGUGUUGGAAAACUUCGAUCAGGCAGAUUCGGGGUCGGGUCGUAGGCGAGAUCGGGCUCGAGAAACUAUAGAUCUGGGCCGCGCUCUGACGGGCAGAUACAGCCCAGCAAGCAGGGGUCACAGUCUAGCUGGUGUUACACAACGGCGCAACAUUUUGUUCCAGGCCAAAGAUGAAUGGCCGCGGGCCCCCAGCGGCGGUCUUGGGAUGGAGUUGACAGAAUCCCUCACAAACGGCGCAGCCAUCUACAAAUUCCUUCAUAAUACUGCGUACCAAGAUGUUCAAAGGCAGUUCGACCUUUGCGUGGAGUCAAUGGAUCCACAAAGGAUGAUUCACCUUCUCCAGUACAACCCUUACCACAUUUCAACUCUUCUUCAGGUAUCGGAGAUAGCAAAGCACCAAGGUGACCAUGCUGUAUCUGCCGAUCUCCUCGAACGAGCUCUCUUCAACUUUGGUCGGUCCGUCCACUCAUCUUUCGGAAAUCGACUUAAAGAAGGCAGGGCUCGGCUUAACUUUGCCUAUUCAGAGAACCGCGAGCUGUGGCUUGUCGGCUGGAGAUAUAUCGCCAACCUAGGAAUGAAGGGCACCUGGAGAACAGCAUAUGAAUGGGCUAAGCUGUUACUGAGCUUGGAUCCAAAGGAUCCUUACUGCAUGAGGUUUAUGAUCGACAAUUUGGCGCUGCGCGGCAGAGAGUGGUCACAUUUCAUUGAUUUAUGCACGCAAACUAGGCUUUCCAAGGAGUGGGAAUAUCUCCCCAACAUUCAGUGCUCCCUAGCACUAGCAUAUCUGCGACUAAACAAGCCUAAGGAGUGUCGAGAGCAGAUGCAUUUAGCAAUGUCUCGGUAUCCAUGGGUAUUCUGCAAGCUGGCGCAGGAGCUCGAUAUUCAACCGAUGCCGAAGCGCAUUUGGGGUAAACUACCCCCAACUGACGGCCACGAACUGUUCACCGAGCUUUAUAUUGUGCGGACCAAGGAUCUUUGGAAUACCCCCGAAGUGGUUUCCCUUCUUGUGGAGGUGGCGGAUACGCUACCUGAAGGAGAUGAGCCUAUCGAGCCGCCAGAGAUUACUUUGGAUAUCGCACGCCAUGUGGUACUCUCGGACGUUCCGCGCGUUACAACGCACUUACCCACCCGAUUCGUCUCUGGGCGAAUCUCUGCUUCUGAUCCUCUCCCACCGUACGAGUCGGAAGCGUUUCGGCAGCAGUCUGAUCCAACACCAUCUUAUCUGUCGCAAGUACCUGAAGCUGGUAGGCCUCAAUGGCUUCGUAACCUUCUAGACCAGCUCAACAACGGUGCGCUUCAUUUCCCGCGUUUCCGGGCCAAUGGCGGAGAGGAGGCCGGAGAGGAAGGCUCUUCAGAUGAAGGACUAGAAAGAGGAGAGCAAGCACUUCCACCAUCUGGCCCCGAAGGGCAAAUUGUGCUCGAGCAUUGGCUCCUCGGAGAUGGUCUGCAGAGCCUCGAGGGAUUUAUUCGUCAGUAUGGAGUGGAUCGGGGGAACUGGGAUCUCGAGGUCGACUACUCUCCGCUUCAUGACUACGCCGACGCACUGAAUGAGAUUGAGCCAAGCUCUGCUCGUCAGGCUCUAUUGGAUGGCGCAAUUCGCGAAGCAUUAGGCCCUAUGGUUGUAGAUUUACUGCGAGAGGAGCUGGAAUUCUUACGGGCGGAAGAUGAGGAGGAAUGA
Molecule: messenger RNA, 2211 nt
Organism: Aspergillus puulaauensis
Lineage: Eukaryota; Fungi; Ascomycota; Eurotiomycetes; Eurotiales; Aspergillaceae
Product: transcriptional repressor TCF25 family protein
Exons: 1
Coding region: 1-2211 (736 amino acids)
Biological process (GO): rescue of stalled cytosolic ribosome; ribosome-associated ubiquitin-dependent protein catabolic process
Cellular component (GO): RQC complex
Source: RefSeq, a predicted model, not a curated record